GCAGACCGAGCUGAGCUGCCUGCAGAGGCUGAAGCUCCAAAACCUCUCCAAGCUUUUGCUUCUACACACCUCCGUCUGCCGUCCUAUUUUUUUUUUAGGUGUUCUUUUUCAGUUAAAUUUUUUAAAUUAAUAUCAUUACCAUUUGCAUUAAAAUCCGUGUCCAUCCACAAAAUGACGCGUGGCCCGUUGACGGGGUUGCUGGUUGCGCUGUGCGUAAGCAGCGCGGUCCACUGCGCCCCGAAGAAGAGCAAAAGACAGACGGAUCAGUAUCAGGUGUAUCCAGACCCGUAUGACGCGUCCGCGCUCUCUCCAGACAGCUGUGAGGAGAAUGGUAACACUUACACACGGAACCAGCAGUGGGAGAAACCUUACCGUGGAAGCACAUUGGUUUGCACCUGCCAUGGAGCUGCAGGGGUCAAGUGCAAAACAAAGCCUGAAGCGGACCAGACCUGCUACGACAAGGACAAUGCCCGGACAUACCGGGUGGGAGAAAUCUACGAGAGACCAAAGGACGGGUUGAUGUGGGACUGCACAUGCGUUAGCUCUGGGAAAAUCAGCUGCACCAUAGCAUACCGCUGCCAUGAUAGUGGCAGGUCUUAUAAAAUCGGGGAGACUUGGCAGAAGCCACAUGAGAGCGGUGAAUACAUGCUGGAGUGUGUUUGUCUCGGGAACAACAAGGGAGAAUGGACAUGCAAACCUGUGGCUGAAAAGUGCUUUGAUAGCUACGCCUCAUCAUCGUAUCUGGUUGGCGAGACCUGGGAAAGACCAUACCAAGGCUGGAUGAUGCUGGAUUGCACCUGCCUUGGAGAAGGAAAUGGGCGUAUCAGCUGCACCUCAAGGAAUCGUUGCAAUGACCCACAAACCAGGAGGUCUUUUCGGAUUGGAGACACUUGGACAAAGACUGACCCCAGGGGGAACGCCAUGCAGUGCGUGUGCUUGGGUAACGGCAGAGGAGAAUCGAGUUGUCAAGGACAGAGCACAGGACGAGGCGCUGGUGUAACCCACGCUCUGCUGCAUCAUCAUGUGCCCACCACUGAAGGGACCUGCCGCACAGACUCUGGUUCCUCGUACUUUGACGGGCACCGCUGGAUCAGAAGCCAGGGCAGCAAGCAGAUGUUGUGUACAUGUCUGGGCAAUGGAGUCAGCUGUCAGGAAUGGGAGGCCAGGAACCAGGCGUACGGUGGCAAUUCUAAUGGCCAGCCAUGUGUUUUCCCAUUUGUCUUCAUGGGAAAGACGUACUACUCUUGCACUUCAGAUGGACGCACUGACGGGCAGCUCUGGUGCUCCACAACGUCCGACUAUGAGAGAGAUCAGCGGUAUUCCUUCUGUACAGAAAAACUUGCCGUCGUGGUGACGCAAGGCGGGAACUCCAACGGUGCCCUUUGCCACUUCCCAUACCUCUACAGCGGUCGCAACUACACAGACUGUACCACCGAUGGCCGCCGUGAUGGCAUGCGAUGGUGCGGUACCACCUACAACUAUGACGUGGACCAGCGUUUUGGAUUUUGCCCCAUGGCUGCCCAUGAGGAGGUCUGCACCACCAACGAUGGAGUGAUGCAUCGUGUCGGAGACAAGUGGGACAAACGGCAUGACGUCAUGGGUCACAUGAUGGAGUGCACUUGCCUGGGAAAUGGCCGUGGAGAGUGGAACUGCAUCGCCCACUCGCAGCUGCGAGACAACUGCGUUGUUGAUGGCUUGACCUACGAAGUCAACCAGCAGUUCUCAAAGCGCCACAACGAGGGCCACAUGAUGAACUGCACCUGCUUCGGACAGGGACGCGGCUACUGGAAGUGCGACGCCAUAGAUCAGUGCAGAGAUCAACAAAACAAUGUGGUCUACCAGAUUGGAGAACAGUGGGACAAAGUCAUCAGUGGAUAUCAUUACAGGUGCACUUGCUAUGGCAAAGGAAGAGGAGAAAUGGGAUGCGAACCCCUGCAGUCCUACCCAGGCGGCUCAAGACCCGUCCAGGUCCUCAUAACAGAAGCAGGAAACCAGCCAGACUCUCACCCCAUUCAGUGGAAUGUGCCACCGUCUACCCAUGUCACCCAGUACAUCCUCAAAUGGAGACUUAAAAACAGUCGCAACCCAUGGAGGGAGGUCACCAUUCCUGGCCACCUCAACUCCUACACCAUCAGUGGACUGCGUCCAGGUGUGACCUACGAGGGUCAGCUGGUCAGCAUUAUGCACUACGGGCAACGCGAGGUCACACGUUUCGAUUUUACAACCGCUUAUGGCUCCUUGGAGACAUGGGAAGGAGAGACGACGCCACCUCCGCCAAUUGUGGACAUGUCUGAGUCGAUAACAGAGAUCACCUCCAACAGCUUUGUGGUGUCGUGGACCUCGGCUUCUUCUACCAUCUCUGGCUUUAGGUUGGAGUACGAGCUCAUCGAGGAGGGAUCCUCACCAAAGUACCUGGAUGUUCCCCGCACCACCACGUCGGUCACCAUCAGCGAUCUUGAGCCUGGCCGCAGAUACAACGUCAGCGUGUACGAGAUGCCCGAGGGAGACGGACAUCCGAACCUCAUCCUGACCACCUCACAGACCACCGCUCCUGACACGCCCACUUUGCUUCCUGUGGAUGAGAUCACAGAAACCUCCAUCCGCAUCAGCUGGAGCAGACCUCAGGCUCCGAUCACUGGUUACCGCUUGGUUUACACUCCGUCAGAGGAAGGCAGCAGCACGGAGCUCAUCCUCCCGGACUCUGAGACUUCAGUGACCCUGGUGGACCUUAGCCCAGGUCUCCUCUACAACGUCAGUAUCUAUGCUGUGGAGGACAACCUGGAGAGUGAGCCUGUUUCUGUGCGGGUCAGCACGGCCGGCUCGCAAAGACGAGAACAGAUCCCGGCUCCGACCGACCUGCAGUUCUAUGAGGUUUCAGAUUCCAGGAUCAGCAUCACUUGGACGGGUCCUCCCACCGAGGUCACCGGCUACAGGGUGGUCUUCUCACCAAUGGGCCAGGACGGCACCGAGCUGCGGCCCCUUCAGCUGCCCGUUUCCCCCAACGCGUACGUCGAAAUCACCCAUCUGCAGCCCGGCGUGCUCUACCGCUUCUACAUCUACGCCGUCAGAGGGGAUUCUGAGAGCCAGCCGCUUGUUGGAGAAAAAUCCACCAAGCCUGACGCACCCACAAAUAUACGUUUCACUGACAUUGGACAUGACAGCGCACUGGUCAUCUGGGACGCUCCCCGCGCUGUUGUUACUGGUUUCCGCCUCCUCCUGAGCACCGAGGGCUCCAACCCCGUUGAGAGGAGAAUUCCCGGAGUGGUCACACAGUACCCAUUGAAGAAUUUGCGCCCAGACACACGGUACAUGGCGGAGUUACACUCUGUGCAGGACAACGUGCUGAGCGAGGGAACCACUGAAUAUUUCACUACUGCUCCUCGAAUGGGAAAUGCUCCUCCUUUCAGCACAGAGGUCACAGACACUUCCAUCAUUAUCAGCUGGAUACCUGUCCGCAGAUUCAGCUACAAGCUUUCUGUGCUCCCGAGUGAGGAAGGCGAAUCUCCUAGAGAAGAGACCUCGGACUCCGGGCGUAUUGACAUCAGUGGUCUGUUCCCAGGAACUCAGUACACCUACAGCGUUCAACCCAUAUUCAACGGCCGCAACCGUGGAAACCCCAUCACCCGCAACGUUGUCACCACUGUGUCUCCUCCAACUGACCUCAGAGUGGUGUCCAACCCGGACACGGGAGAUCUGACCGUCUACUGGAUAGCCUCCACAACACCAGGGAUCUCUGGCUACAGAGUGACAAGUACGCCAACCAGUGGCCACAGAGGGAACUUUUUGGAGGAGUUUGUGGCAGCGGAUCAAAACACAUGCCUUCUAGAAAACCUCAAUCUGGGGGUGGAGUACAACGUCAGCGUCUUCACUCUCAAGGGACCAGUGGAGAGCGUACCGAUAUCCACCGUUGUGACCCCAGAAAUCCCCGUCCCAACUCACGUUGACUUCGUCGACGUUACUGACACCACCAUUGGCCUGCGCUGGAUCCCUGUAAACUUUACCGCCAUCACUGCUUACCGCGUAACGGUAGUAACCUCAGGCGAGAGCAUGCCCAUCUUUCAAGAUAUGUUGGACGUGUCUGCUGGUUAUUACACGAUUCACGGCUUGGAGCCCGGCGUGGACUAUGACAUCACUAUCGUCACAGUUACAGAGGAGGGAGAGAGCAAGCCGACCACAUACACAAAACAAACAGAAGCUGCUGUACCAGCUCCAACUAACUUGCAGUUUGGAGGUGUGGGUCCGGACCACAUCCGGGUGACGUGGACCAUCCCCAACAUCGCCACGCCCAGUGAAAUUUCUCGUUUUGUAAUCCGCUACCACCCCGUGAACACGGACAACGAUGUAAAGGAAGUCAAUGUUGGUGGCGCCACUAACACCUUCCUGCUGCAGAACCUGCAGCCCAACACAGAGUACCGUAUCGGUGUUGUCUGCGUCUACGGUGAACGAGAAAGUGAACCUGCUACAGGGACUCAGAGAACAAUUCUGGACUCGCCGACUGACCUGCGUUUCACCGACAUCCGGACCAACUCCUUCACUGUUCAGUGGCAGGCUCCCAUAGCUCCUAUCACAGGCUACCGGUUUCGGUACCAGAAGACAAGUGGUGGGCGAGCCAAGGACGACAGGCUCCCCCCAUCCAAGAACCACUUCACUGUGACCGGACUGGAACCCGAGGCUGAAUACAUGAUAUACGUGUAUGCUGUCUAUGGCAAUGAGGAAAGUCAACCUCUAACUGGAACACAAGCCACCAUCUCUGAUGCACCCACUGAUCUUGAGGUAACAUCGUCCACACCUACCAGCAUCACCAUCCGCUGGGACGCCCCUUCUGUCGAAGUGAAGAACUACAGGAUCACCUACGGGGGCACAAGUGGCGAAUCUCCCCAAGAGUUUACAAUCCCAGGCUCUCAGACCACCGCCAUCAUCACCGGGCUGAGGCCCGGCACUGACUACACCAUCACGGUUUACGCCGUCACGGCACGAGGAGACAGCCCAGCCUCCAACAGACCUGUCUACAUAACACACAGGACAGAUACCGAACCCCCCACUGACAUGAGGGUCACCGAUGUGACCGACAACGGCAUUAAAGUGCGCUGGUCUCCGCCUCAGGGUCCAGUCAGAGGCUACAGAGUCACAGUUGCCCCCAAGAAUGGUUUGGGACCGUCCUACUCUGAAGUCGUGGCUCCCCAGACGACAGAAAAGUCUUUCGUAGGUCUGAUGCCCACAGUUGAGUACGUUGUCAGCGUUUUUGCCUUGGGCAGUGGUGGACAACCCUCUUCUCCUGUUGUGGAGAACGCUUUCACUGCCAUGGAUCAUCCCAAGGAUCUGAUCUUCUCCGACAUCGACUCCACCUCCAUGCGCAUCACGUGGGAAAGCCCCGAAGGCACGGUGACGUCUUACCGCGUUUUGUACUCAAGCUCAGAGGAGGGAGAGAGAGAACUUCGCCCGGCUCCCACAGGUGAUCAUGACAGCGCUGUGCUAAAAAAUCUCCGUCCUGGAACCGAGUACACAGUGAAGGUCAUCGCCUACAACGGCCGGACUCCCAGCACACCUCUAGUGGGAACCCAAGCAACAGUCAUCCCUCCACCGACCAACAUGAUGGUCUCUGAGGUUGGACCGUCUUUCUUCACGAUUACGUGGCAGGCUCCAAACGCCCGCCUGACCGGCUACCGUGUGGUCGUCACCCCGAAGAAUAUCAACAGCCCCCGCAAAGAAAUGAACGUUGCCCCAGAUACCACGCGUGUCGUUGUACCAGGGCUUAUGGUUGCAACAACAUAUCAGAUUCAGGUCUAUGCCUUGAAGAACUCUGUCACCAGCAGACCACUGGAAGGAGAGGCAACCACACUGGAAGAGGUCAGUUCUCCUCGCCGUGUGCGAAUCAUCGAUUCGAAGGAAACCUCUUUGACUUUGAGUUGGCGCUCCAAGGGGGAGACGAUCACUGGCUUCCUUCUUGAAGCUACGCCUAUGAGUGGAUCUCGUGACACCAUCAGAAGGACCAUCCCAGGAGACACAUACACCUACACUUUGACCGGUCUGCGGCCAGGAACCUCUUAUUCCAUUAACUUGUAUACUCUGAAUGGAAACACAAGGAGCGCUCCGUUCACUCUCCGGGGUGAUACAGUAAAACCUGUGGUCCAGGCUCCUACCGGCCUCCAGUUAACAUCCAUGACCCCCACAUCCAUUUCCUUCACCUGGCAGCCUCCUCCCACACAAAUCACCGGAUACUACAUCACCUACGAAGAGACUGGAAGAGCCCCACAGGAGCUCAUCCCACAACCCCACGCUGGCCAAAACUACGCCACCAUAACUCGUCUGAAACCAAACACAGACUACAUCAUCAAGAUCAUCGUCAUCCAGAGCGGACAGAGGAGCACACCUCUGGUGGGAAGGAUCAGAACUCAGUCAGACUCCCUGCGUCCCCAGCCUCUGCCGCCGCCGUACCGCCCCGGGGCCGGCGACCGGCUGGAUGUGCCCGAAACUGACUUAGACAACCAAGUCCAGUUUACAGGACCCAACCAGGAUGUAGUUGGGGGUCAAAGCCAGCAUGUGGAGUUCACAGAGUUUAACAAUGGAGGCAACCCGCAGUCACCCAGUGAGCAAGUCCGUGAGCCCCUGGUCUUUGUCCCUCUCCCCGAUGCAGAAGGCCGUAGACAGCCUGUUGUGAGGCUCAAAUUUCCCAUCAGAGCCUCGCUUUUUAAUCAGACAGGACUGCCACAGGAAGCCCAGACUCAAACCAGCAUCUCCUGGAAGCCCUACAGGCAGAGCAAUGCCUACUUCCUGUCCUGCAAUCCCCUCACAAGCAGAAAUGAGAAGAUGUUCACGGUCCGCCUGCCAGGCACAGCCACCACCGCCACCCUGAUAGGACUCACUCCUGGAGAAGACUAUAACGUGAUAGUGGAGGCGCUGCUGGGAGCGCUCAAACAGAAGAUUCUGGAGCAGAAGGUCACCGCCGGAAACACAAUAUCGAGCGGAGUCCCCUCCACCAACGAGCCAUGCUACGAUGCCUUCACUGCCACCUACCACGACGUCGGAGGCGAAUGGGAGCGCAUGUCCGAGACGGGCUUCAAGCUGUGGUGCCGGUGCCUGGGCGGCGGUCACUUUCGAUGCGAUUCGUCGAAGUGGUGCCACGACAACGGCGUGAACUACCGCAUCGGCGAGCAGUGGGAUCGCCAGGCCGAGAACGGACACCUCAUGAGCUGCACCUGCUUGGGGAACGGCAAAGGAGAAUUUAAGUGUGAACCACACGCGUCAGUGUGUUAUGAUGAAGGCAAAACCUACCAGGUGGGCAGCCAGUGGCAGAAGGAGUACCUGGGCUCUAUCUGCACCUGCACUUGCGAUGGAGGACAACAGGGAUGGCGGUGCGAGAACUGCCGCAGACCAGGCUCUGACGUCACCCUGUUGGAGUCUACUAGAUACGGAGAAAACACGCUUCGAAAAAACAUCCAUUGCCCCAUCGAGUGCCUGCGACCCGAGCUGCUGGCGGAUGGAAUCGCUCAUCAAAACGCUCAGGAGUAACUCCUCGUACUGUCACGUGACUCCCGCUUUCACCGCCUCAGUUGCUGCACUGUCCCACCUCGUCAGUGUGACUGCAUUAUCACUUUCCACGGCACACUCACGAAGCUUCCUGCCCUGCUGCCUGAUCUGUUCAGAUCUCUUUUGCAAGCCAGUCAGUUCACUGUUGAAGACACCUGCCUCAUGACUGAACUGAGGCCUCUAGUGACCCAUUACAGCUCCAUGUAAAUAAGGUUAUCAAGGCUACUUAUCCAGCUGGCAUUUGUUUUCCAUUUGACAUGUUUUGGAUCUACUCAUCAUAAAACAUUGUCACAAAGUAAGCACUGUUUAAGAAUUCAAGUAGUUAUUAGCGUUUUUAUCUGUCUACAGGGACCUGGUUCUUUCUGUAACCCUUCAAGUGUGAAGGGUCGCACUGUGUGAUUGACAAACUUUAGACAUCUUUUUUUUUUUUAAACCAGUUCAUCCCUUUAAUCACGGUAUUCGAAUGUUUGAGCUCGGCUUUGAGAAUGUGAACCGGUCUAUUUUUGUACUUUGUCAGCGCCAAUGUUGUGUUUGUCUUUGACAAAAGUCCCUUGUUUUAAUAAAGCUGGAGAGAUUCUAAAUUGUGAA
This is a messenger RNA of Poeciliopsis prolifica (blackstripe livebearer), 8115 nucleotides long. It is a transcript of the gene fn1b, whose product is annotated as fibronectin 1b. Gene Ontology annotation, molecular function: proteoglycan binding; integrin binding. Gene Ontology annotation, biological process: cell-substrate junction assembly; nervous system development; heart development. Lineage: Eukaryota; Metazoa; Chordata; Actinopteri; Cyprinodontiformes; Poeciliidae. The transcript is spliced from 46 exons. Gene Ontology annotation, cellular component: extracellular region. Bases 172 to 7509 code for a protein of 2445 amino acids. The record is from RefSeq and is a predicted model, not a curated record.